Messenger RNA from Vanrija pseudolonga, 1985 nucleotides. Its product is annotated as Sugar transporter STL1. Lineage: Eukaryota; Fungi; Basidiomycota; Tremellomycetes; Trichosporonales; Trichosporonaceae. Gene Ontology annotation, cellular component: membrane. Gene Ontology annotation, molecular function: carbohydrate:proton symporter activity. The transcript is spliced from 9 exons. Gene Ontology annotation, biological process: carbohydrate transport; transmembrane transport. The record is from RefSeq and is a predicted model, not a curated record. Bases 159 to 1802 code for a protein of 547 amino acids.
UCCAGCACCGCACUACAACAAGGGGGCAUCCGCUCCGGACAUAGCCUACACAUAAGACUGACGUUGCCGAAAUUGACCGGCGAUACCUCAUCCGAGGUGAUAUCAGUUAUAAAAACAUGUAACUCGCAGCUCGGUUGGCCCUCACCAACCCUCUCACAAUGGAGGCCCCACAAACCAUCUCGCGCUACAACGUAGCUCGCCGCCUUUCGAAGCGGGGGCUCCUCAUCGCAAUCAACUGCGUCGCGGGCCUCUCUAUCUUCUUCUUCGGUUAUGACCAAGGCAUGAUGGGAGGCGUCAACACAUCGGAAGACUACAUCAAGCGCAUGGGAUUCGGGUACACGCACAUGGUUGACGGGCAUCCGACGCCCGUGGUUACCGACUCGCUCCUCCAGGGCGGCAUCGUGUCGGUGUACUACCUCGGAACGCUCGUCGGGUGCAUGGUCGGCGGGCUCGUCGGCGAGCGGUACGGGCGUAUCCGCACCAUCGCGUUCGGUGCCGUCGUCGCCAUCGUCGGUGCGAGCCUGCAGUGCUCGGCGAUGAACAAGGAGUGGAUGAUCUGCGCGCGCCUCGUCAACGGCUGGGGCACGGGCAUCCUCAACUCCAUCGUGCCUGUCUGGGCGACCGAGACGUCGGACCAUACCUCUCGUGGCCAGUUCAUCGCGAUCGAAUUCACGCUCAACAUCUUUGGUGUUGUGGUCGCGUACUGGAUGGAAUACGGGCUCUCGUUCAUCGACGGUGGCCGCUCACCCUUCCGCUGGCGUUUCCCCGUUGGCUUCCAGAUCAUCCUUCUGCUAGUCCUCUUGGCGGUUGUCUGGUUCUUCCCCGAGUCGCCACGCUGGCUGACCAAGGUCGGCCGCGACGACGAGGCGCGGUACAUCCUCUAUCGGCUCCGCGGGAACAAGGAGGAGGCCGACUCAGAGUAUGCCGAGAUCAAGGCCGUCCUCGCCGACGAGACGACCCACAAGAUCCCGACGAGCUACUUCUCGAUGAUCACCGGCCGUGGAUCGGGCGACCUGCAUAUUGGCCGGCGCGUGCAGCUCGUCAUUUGGCUCCAGAUCAUGCAGGAGUGGGUCGGCAUUGCCGGCGUCACCAUUUACGCUCCGACCAUCUUCAGCCUGGCAGGUUUCGACUCCAACAAGGCCCAGUGGAUCAGCGGCCUCAACAACAUCUUCUACAUGUUCUCAACCCUCAUCGCCGUCUUCACCAUCGACCGCAUCGGCCGCCGGUGGACACUCUACUGGGGCUCCGUGAUGCAGGGCAUCGCCAUGUUCCUCUGCGGUGGAUUCACGCGCCUCGGUCUCAACGUUAGCGCCGAGGGCGACACGGCCGCCGCGGCCAGGUACGGCAUCGCUGCCGCGUCCAUGGUCUUCCUGUUCACCUUCGUGUUUGGCGCAACGUGGCUCACUGUGCCGUGGUUGUACCCGGCGGAGAUUUUCCCUCUCGCCGUCCGUGCCAAGGGCAAUGCGCUCGGCGUCGUCGGGUGGAGCAUCGGUAACGGCUGGCUUCAGGCGCUCCUCCUUCCCGUGUGUUUUCAGCACAUUGGCGAGAAGACGUACUACCUCUUUGGAAUUGCCAACGUUCUCUCCAUUCCAAUUGUGUGGGCCUUGUACCCCGAGUCCAACCAGCGCACACUCGAGGAGAUGGACCUUCUCUUCGCCGCCAAGACGCCGUGGGCUUGGGAUGCCGAGGCGACGUUCAAGCGCCUCAAGGCCGAGCGACCUGAUAUUUCUCACGACGCACACCGUGUGCGCAGCAGAGGCGAUACUGAGGCGAAGGGAAGCUUUGAGCACGACCACCUUUGAGUGGUAGCUUGGGAGCGAGUCGCGCGUGGUUCCUGUUGGAGAGUAUCAAGGAUUCAUCGCAGUUGUACGGUGCGGAGAGGGAAGAAAGACUUGACUAAACGAAACAACAACGCAUUCAGACACAGCGGCUCGGAUGAUGCUAUGAAUCAAGUGCCCCUCAAUUGAGGUACCAGUGAGGGUAGC